AUGGUGCUAAUCUUUAUCUCUGGGACAGCCAAAUAUAUGGAGAGAAUAUGGAUACUUGGGAGAGCCGGCUCAUGGGGACCUAUAAGCAGGCCUUGGGGUCCGUUGCUUGGGCAGAAAAGAACCCAGGCAUUGUUCUCUUCUGACAAAAGAUCCGAGUUUCACAUAGAGGAUGUGGCUCAUGACAUAUUUUAUAGAAGCAUGGGCUUUUUCAUGAACAGGACUCCUAAACUGUAUGUCUAUGAUGAUUGGAGGCGGCGGGAACGAGGUACUGUGACUUCCUCAGAGGAGAGAGUUAACUUUGCAUAUAAGUUAGCUGAGAUCCAACUCUCAUUGAUCUAUGACUACUUGUACACCAAGUUUGGAAGCCUCGAUGGUGUGUUGCACCGGCUCACCAUCCUUGUCCUAAACUCUACAGCUCUGGCCCUGCUUGUUGUUCAUCAUAAGGGAGGGAAGAGGCGAUCAGAAGCUGUCAAGUCCAACUAUGGUGUAGCUGAUGUUGCCAUCUCUUACAUAUUGCUUGUGGGUGCCGUGGCGUUGGAGAUAUCCUCUAUACUGAUCUGGCUCAUAACAUCAUAUUGGCCAUACAAGGUAUGGCCAAGAGGAGACCAUAGUCCAAGAAUUGUGGUUAGCAUCCUCAAGCGCCUCCGCCUAGCACAGGGAAGCAACAGAUUGGAAUGGUCAGGUAAGCUGCAGCAGUACAACUUGACUGAUGAAAUCAUCCAAGAGGAGAAGGCGAGAAAGGAAUAUGGAUGGUUGAAAUGGAUAAUGUGGCAUAUGGGCAUCAAGCAACAAGACGACGCAACAACCAAACAUGUUGCCAUCUCCCCAGAGGUAAAGAAGGUGUUCCUUGAUAAACUACGUGAGAAUUACUGGAGGUUGGACUUGGCCAGCUUCCGUGCCGAGUGGGCAACUUCUUCCUCCUCUAAGUUUGGUGCAGCUCAACAGGAAGUCAGAGGCAUCUUGGAAGGCAUGGAUCUUGUAUCAAGUGCCUUUCUUUGGCACUUUGUGACGGACAUAUGCCUACUGCGGGACGAGACGCCCUCUAAGCUUAGAACCUGCAGCCAGCACCUGUCCAAUUACAUCAUGCACCUGGUCUACAAGUGCGACUUGAUGGUUGAUGCUGAGGGGUGUUCAUUAUUUGAAGACUAUAUACGGUUGAUGGGAAAACUUUGCAAAGAUGCCAACUAUGAUAAGAGGGACCUCCUCCAGAGAUUCCGCACUGACAGAUUCUCUCAAGAUCCAGUCCAUCGAGCAGCUGGGAAAGCUACUAAGGUGGCCUUUCUACUCAACAGUGAAGCAGCAACUGCUGAUCAGUGGGAGAUGAUCACAAUGGUAUGGUUGGAAAUGCUCUGCUACAUCGCAAUGAACUGUGAUCAUGGGUUCCACGCCAAGCAGCUGAGCGUUGGAGGGGAGUUCCUCACUCAUGCCAAGAUGAUCAUGUUUCAACUGGUUGUUCCCGAUGUGGAGCUAAUGAGUGAUGUAACAUAA
Molecule: messenger RNA, 1488 nt
Organism: Triticum turgidum subsp. durum (durum wheat)
Lineage: Eukaryota; Viridiplantae; Streptophyta; Magnoliopsida; Poales; Poaceae
Source: the annotation of a GenBank genome assembly